AACAUGAGAGACGAGGUGAAGAUGGACGCGAAUCGGCUAAUCGCCGAAGUUUAUAAGCGGCCAGCGCUUUGGAACCAAAGGCAUAUCUCUUAUCACAAUCGCGAAGUGACAAACCGCGUUUGGAUGGAGAUUGCAUCGAUAUUCAAGUUGCCUAAACCAGUAUUAAAAGCAAAGUGGAAAGGUUUACGAGACACUUUCCGAGCAGAAUUGAAAAAGGAUCGAGUAUACCGUAAAAGUAAAUUUCAUCGAAAUAGGCCGGUAUGGAUCCAUUUUAAAAGCUUACAGUUCUUAAAAGAGCAAAUGUUACCCCGUCCCCCAAUUUGGGAACGAAGUGGUUCUUGUCAGGACGAUGAUCGAAUAACCAGCGAGGGUGAGACCGAUGGAGUGUUGCUGCAAAAUGGAUCAUCGUUAACAAGUAGAAAGGCGGAGGAUCGAGGUACAAUUUCAAGUCAUUUACUGUCGAUUAAUAGCGAUAACGGAUUGAAAAUCGACAGUGUUAAUCACAUAGACGUGAAACAAGAGCCUGAAGAGAAUUUCGACAAUCUCGAGUUUCAAAGUGUUUCUGACAACCUGACGGAAAACGAAAUGAUGUUGCAAAACAUCUCACCUGAACAAGUGUUGAUGGGCGACCAUGACACUGGCAUUGGUCUCACGGUAGACCCCUUGGAGGGCAACCGUUUUGAUGAUAAUUACUAUUUCCUCAUGAGUCUCCUACCCCAUAUAAGAACAUUGCCCGCCGAUAGAAGAAUGUUGCUCAGGAUGCAAAUGCAGGAACUGGUUUACAAAGAGGUUUACAAGAAAAUUCCCGAGAGUGUUGCCACACAGUAA
Molecule: messenger RNA, 828 nt
Organism: Dufourea novaeangliae
Lineage: Eukaryota; Metazoa; Arthropoda; Insecta; Hymenoptera; Halictidae
Product: transcription factor Adf-1
Exons: 2
Coding region: 4-828 (274 amino acids)
Biological process (GO): regulation of transcription by RNA polymerase II
Cellular component (GO): nucleus; transcription regulator complex
Molecular function (GO): DNA binding
Source: RefSeq, a predicted model, not a curated record